UGAAAGUGUUAGCUGCCAAAGUGCCCUUUACCAAAGAUACAACAUGCAACAGAUAUUUGUAGCCUUUCUGAUAGCUGCCUGUAUUUUUACAGUGGCAUAUGGACAUGACCACGCUCACUACAAAUUCGCGUACGGCGUGAAGGACCCCCACACCCACGACCACAAGGACCAACAUGAACACCGUGAAGGCCACCACCUCGACGGAGAGUACAACUUGCACGAACCAGACGGUACCCACCGAGUGGUGAAGUACCGUUCGGACCACAAGACAGGCUUCGAGGCGAUCGUAGACAGAGACGGUAUUGCUAAGCAUCCGCAUGGAGCCACCAGCUACGUGAAGGUGACCCAUUGGGGAAACCAGGGCCCUGAGGAACACCAUCACCACCACUGAUUUGGAUUUUGCACUUGUUGCUGUACAUGCCGUACAGUUUUGUCGACUUAUGUAGCAUGUUGCUACUUGAUGUUUUGUUACUGUCUAUGAACCACUAUUAGAGCGAUU
Molecule: messenger RNA, 499 nt
Organism: Acanthoscelides obtectus
Lineage: Eukaryota; Metazoa; Arthropoda; Insecta; Coleoptera; Chrysomelidae
Source: the annotation of a GenBank genome assembly